Molecule: messenger RNA, 2086 nt
Organism: Carassius carassius (crucian carp)
Lineage: Eukaryota; Metazoa; Chordata; Actinopteri; Cypriniformes; Cyprinidae
Product: apolipoprotein L4-like
Exons: 4
Coding region: 227-1738 (503 amino acids)
Biological process (GO): lipid transport; lipoprotein metabolic process
Cellular component (GO): membrane; extracellular region
Molecular function (GO): lipid binding
Source: RefSeq, a predicted model, not a curated record
GACUGCAUGACUGUCUAUUUUUACUCUGUAGCAUCAUACUGCAGUAGUGCUGUACACGUGUAUCUCUAUUGAUUUCUAUGGGAUGUCCAGCGCUGCAGAGAGAGAUGGACGUUAACCCAGCGGCGGACGUUUUGCAUUAAUACCAGAUCAUAAACAUAAAACUCCCAUUUAGCUUUCACUGUCUAUGCUUUCUGAUUUCUCAAUCCGGAUUUGAUCAAACUAAGGCAUGGACACCAGGGCACGGUUAGAGAGUCGGCUGACAGAGUAUGUCAAAAACACACUCAGUUACAUUGAGACCGUAAGAGUUUUCUGUCACCAAGAACAGAACUGGACUUAUGAGAGAAAGGCAGAGCUUGAGAAGUUGAGAGACAUCAGUGAAAAUCAUCAUCAGGAGGAAGACCUUGGUGCUGUCCUCAAAGACACAUUAAUGGGGCUGAAGAAACUUGAGCCCUUCCUGGAAGCAGUGGGGAAGCUUUCAUUGACCUCGAGUCAUGUCUUCAGUGGACAGGUGUUCCUGCUGCAGGGAAAGAGCCCUGAAAGACUGCAGUCGGUCAUCACAGAUGCCAGGAUAGAUGCUCCUCUCCUCAUCCACUUCAGAAGAGAUGCAGAAACCUUCUUCAGGCCUCUACUUGAGAAUGUGAAUGUCCUGGUCUUCCAGCUACAAAACUACGUCCUCAAAACAGAGCAACUUUGUAGGAGAGUAAAACAAAAAUGGAAGACGGAUCAACUUUCAGUGCUGCUCGUUCUGAACGCAAGCGAGGACGAUAUGAAUCAAAUGCUUCAUCAUCUGAACCAGUUGUGUGAAAUCAGGACGAAUCAAGACACUCGGCUGGCGUUCCUCUUUCAGGAAGAUGCUCAGGAAUUCAUUGAUGUGUUCAGUGAACGUCGCUCUAGAAUGAGGCAGUUGCUGUCUGAUCUGGAGGAGACGGCCGUUAAACUGGACUCGAUGAAGAUGGGGGCUAGUAUAUCCACUGUGGUUGGUAGUUCAGUGGGGAUUGUAGGGGGUGUCUUGUCUAUUAUUGGAAUCGUUCUUGCCCCGUCCACUGCAGGAGCAUCAUUGGUUUGCACCGCAGCAGGGGCCGGUCUGGGGGGCAUUAGUGCAGUCAAUACUAUUGUAACAACCGUCACUGAAACACAAGUCAACAGUCGGCAGGAGCACAAUGCACAAAGUUAUUUAAAGAGUUACAAGGAUGAUAUGAUAAAGAUUGAAGAAUGUUUGAAUGAAGCGGCCAACAGCGAAGGACCUUUAGUGAAGCCUAGUGCAGUUGAUGCUAAGACCAUUUUAACCUAUAUAGGAGAAGGGAUUAAAGAGCCUGUGAAUGUGGCAGAUGCAAUUGCAUCUUUAAGAGUCCAUAAAAUGGAAAAAGCAACUGCAGCAGAAACCGAGAUCGUAAUGCAGGAUUUAAAUAUGGUUCGUGACGUACCGCAGGUGGCUAGAUACCUGUCUAGGACAGAGCAGCUGGCAAACGUCAAAACAUUGGCGACUGUAAAGGUUGUUAGAGGUAUAUCUGGCUUCGUAAAUGCAUUCUUUAUUGGCCUGGAUGGCUAUUUUAUUGUUGAAGAAAGUAUAAGUCUUGCAAAAGGGAGUGAGAGUGAGGUCUCUAAGCUCAUCCGCUCCAGGGCAACUCUGUGGAAAUCUGAGCUGGAGGCCUGGGAGAAAAUCCACGAUUCCUUAUGCAUAGGAAUAAAGACGAUCAGUGAGAGCUGGGAUACGUUGAAGAAACCAUUUCUUCCUUAGUUCUGUCCUGACAACUUGAUUUUAGCACGGUAAUGGAUAUGGCAAUGUUAAUAUCAAUAGGGUGCUGUGAGUAUUUAAGACAUACUGCUGCAGCACAAAUAGCAUAUAAAAUAACCCCCCAACUGUUCAGCUCUCAUCACUUGUUGUUGUUGUUGUUUUGCACUUGUUGCAACAGAAUUGGUGUCUUAAAUGAUUGGGUCCAUUAUAUUAAUAUAAAUAAGCUACUUAAUCAGACUGUGGAAAUUAGAAAAAUAAUUCAAGCACAUUUCAAACGGAAAGUGCAAAAAUUGUCUGAAUAUGUCUCUUCCCGAUCAUUUAAGGUAACUACAAGAUGGUGCCGAUGUUGAU